Messenger RNA from Microthlaspi erraticum, 489 nucleotides. The record is from the annotation of a GenBank genome assembly. NCBI's taxonomy places the organism in Eukaryota, Viridiplantae, Streptophyta, Magnoliopsida, Brassicales, Brassicaceae.
AUGCUCUUUGAAGGGAAGUCGUUUCCUCCUAAUGAAGUUGUUGGCAAAGCUCUUAAUGAUGCAAGGCAGUGGUUUAACGUUCAAAGGAAGCUAGAGGCUGAACCAAACCGAAAAACAGAGACGAUAUAUCAGUGGAGACCUCCGGAUGAAGGAAGAGCAAUGUGCUUUGUCAUAGCAGAAGAGGGCUUCUCCCCUGUUACCUCAUGUUUCGAUGCUAAGGUGAAUUGUUGGGAAUGGGCACUUCAAAGCAUGCGAGAUUUGAGAUAUCAGAAUGUCACUUUUGCAGGAUCAACCUUGGAAAUCACUAAAGCUAUGUUUGAACCACUGCAAUGGUCGGCCUUAAUGGGACAUGUUGCAGGUUUAUUGAGCUUUACAACGAAUAAGAUAGGUUGGGACAUCAGCUAUGAGGAGCCGAGUUCUAACACUGGUGACUUAUUGGGGGACAGAUUGAGUUCUUACGUAGCUCGUGGAGUACAAGUAAGUCUGUGA